Molecule: messenger RNA, 5199 nt
Organism: Hyalella azteca
Lineage: Eukaryota; Metazoa; Arthropoda; Malacostraca; Amphipoda; Hyalellidae
Exons: 7
Coding region: 231-3935 (1234 amino acids)
Molecular function (GO): nucleic acid binding
Source: RefSeq, a predicted model, not a curated record
GUGAUAGAAAAACCUUACCGUGUUAUUUUGACAUUACAUGGCAUGGUCCUUAGUACUCCCACGUUUAUUAAUGUGUUCUGAUUACAUGAUGUUAUAUAUUCAAGGCCAGAUACAUCGACCCUCACGUUAAUUAAGGCUUUGUUAAAUCAUCAAAUUAUUAAAGCGUAAUGUUAUUUUGACGCGGCCAAUUAACCGUGCCAUAGUGAGAAGACUCUGAAGCGCGUGUCGCGAUGUGUGCAGUGCUAGUCGACGGGCGCUACCUGGACGUGCGGGACAACAUGUUCGCUCUCACCGUGCUCGAUGAACUGCGCGAGUUUGACGACAGUCUUGAGGCAGAUCCACAGCGAGUGUUGGUGCUUCCUCCUCUAUCAGCCCGCCACCGCUACCUGGCGCACCAGUUGGUGCAGGAGAACUACCCGCGCUUGCAGACGCUGAGUGUUGGGGUCGAGCCUGACCGACGUCUCACUGUCAGAGCGGCAGAUGAACAUCAGCUUCCUGCACAAGUUUUAAACAACAUAAGUCAUAAAACAAUAGUCGCCAGCAUGACGGGUGAUGUCGAGAGCUGCCCAGGGACUUCAUCCUUCUCUACCUCCCCGCAACAACGUCAAGCCAGGAGAUGCAAAAUGACGGCUGAGAUCUACAAACCUCCCGCUGCUCGCAUGCAGCGUCGUCAACAGCCUGAACCUCAACAGACCCAACAUCAACUGCCGCAUCAUCAACAAGCUCAAACUCAACACCCGCGACACCAGCCACCUUCGCAGCAGCAGCCUCAGGCAGCUGAUCCCCCUGUUGUUAGUCUCCCCGCGCGCAAUGGCGGUCAUGGACCCAACCGUCGACAGCCGAGCGCAAACCUGAGACAGGAACCUGCAUCCUCGACCGCACACAACAGAACGCAGCACCUCAAGUCGCCUCGCUCGGGCCGCAGGCCUCCUCAGAACAACCGUGUCUCUGAGAGCGACCACGCGUCGAGCUCGUCUCAAGUCUCGUCUCAAAACGCACAUUCUGGUCACGGUGAGGAUUCCAUCACAGCGUCUAUCACCUCAGAUUCCAACCAAGCAAAUUCAAACUUGAACUUUGUGAAGGAAAAUGUGAUUAAUGAGUCGAAUAAUACAACGAAUGAUGAUAACGAAAAUGUGGAAUUUGUUAAGGCUUCAACAAAGCCGUCCUGCAGCGAUUCAUCAUCUGGUUUGUGUGCUAAUGAAAAGCAACAUUUCGAUCUAAGGGACCAUUUAGAUCAAAAACGGCUCAUGCAGAGCGAGGAUAUCAGAAAUUUGAGCAACGCUGUUGAAUCCUUGUCAAGCAAAUACUUCAACAAAACGGCUGGUGCUUUCUACAAGAACAACCGUAAUGAAUACCACAACGCACAGUCACCAUAUGAGCGUACACGUCAACAGGAUUGCAGUGAUAAAGUCUUGGCUAAUAAUCAUGUUAAUUAUCAGAACAACUGUGGAAAAUAUAUGGGGGACCCCAGAAGGGCACGUCCUGAUCAGGUGUUAUACGUGCCACGGCCGCGUCGGCAAUAUGGCGUCGAUAGCGAAAGUUAUGGCAACAGCCGCGCCUCUCCUCUCACUGACCACAACUACCGGCCUCCGUCUCCUGCCUUCUCUAUCACAAGCAUCGUGUCCGAGUUCAGCGGGCGGCAGCGUUAUGAAGGGGACAACUACAGUAGACCCUCUAGUCGUAUGUCUAUUUACGAUAAUGAAGACGAGAGGUUUGACGGAAAGCCUUCUCAAAACGGCAAAUGGUACAACUCAAGCCGAGAGUCAACCCCUAGUGCGCACAAAGUAAUGCAAAAUUCAUCCAGGCUUAGUCUAAUGUCGAUUAAGCUUAUUGAAAAGACAUUGAAUAAUGAGUCCGAUCGCUCAGCGGACAGAAAUGAAAGCGUUAAUGGUUUCCCUUCCGAUGUGCGGCACAGCAAUAAUCCUGAGCAGAAAAGUUGGGAGACUCAAAGUAUGAUGCGAUCGCCCGUCGAACAAAUGGGAAGAGCUAGUAAGAGUCCUACACCUAACCGUGACAGUGUUCAUAGUAAAGAAAAUGUCAUAAAUAUUGUUGAAUCCAGCCCGAGAAAGCGACGUUCGCGCAGAAAUCGUAAGCGCCGAUCUGGUAGCAGGGAUCAUAGCUUCGAUUCGAUGUCGCGAGAUCAGCGUGGAAGCCUCGGCAACUUGAGUGUUCAGAGCGGCUACAGCAACAGGGGCAAGAACAGCGGCCGUGGCUACCACAGACCUCAGGAUAAUUCACACGCAGUCUACAACGGGCCAAUGAAAUAUGAGGGCCCGGCUAGCAUAGCCACGAGUCGUGUUAGCAGCCGCAAUCCCAGCCUCGAGAGGAAUGAGUAUGGCCGGUGGCAUCAACAGAAACCUGUGACCUAUCCCAAUACUCCGGUGAAAAGUCAUUACUAUACCGAUAAGAAUGGUUCCCACGAUGGCGCUAAUUCUCCCGAAUAUUCUUCUCGCUUUGAUAGCUCGUUGUAUCGCCGAAAUUCCACUGAUAAACCUCUAUCUGCCAAACCUCCUUUUCACAACAACGACUCGAGGCGUAAUUCAGUUUCUAAUCGUGUGCCGGGAUCCUGUUCUAGCUCAGCGCUUGGGACUCCCACUGAAAACCUUUCACCCACCGAGGAGACACACGAACAAAUUUUCAGCCGAGUUAAUCCCCUUAAAUCUCAGGAGCAGAAUGAUUCUAAAUUAGCAGAGAAAUCAAGCGAUCUAACUUGCAGUGGCCAAAUAAUCCCUUGUAAAUUAGAUACAACAACAUGCCCAAGCACAUCAAACGAGCUGAGACCCUCGGAAGGUCGAGUAAGCUCUAAGACAACGGACGGCCGAAUGAGCCCUCUGACAUCAGACGGCCAAGUAAUCCCUAUGACAUCGGAAGGCCAAACAGACCCUAGUACAUCGGAUUGCCGAACAAGUCCUAAGACAUCAGAUAGCAAUUCCAACAGUAAUUCUUCAGCCAAGCGAAAUGAAUCAGAACUAGUCCGAUGCAACAAGGAACUACAAGAAGUAACUGAAACCAUCAGCUCAUUACUCAAUGAUGAAGAUGAUGACGAACCGUUAGACUGGGUAGCGGAGAUGGAGAAAGAAGACCUACGGCAGGAGAAACUCAGAGUGCUGAAAGAGCGUGAAGCAGCUCUGCGAGCUGAGGCGCAAGAGCAACAAAAACUGCGCUGUGAGAACAUCGCUGCUCAACUGGACCGCGAAGAUAGUUCUUGUGGCGUUGACGAGCAGACACGGCGCAGGAUCGGGACUGCUAUUGGUAGAGAUGCCAACAUAGCGCCGCCUCGUCAAGAUUAUAGUGCUUACGAACCGAGCCCUGCGAGGCAGCUUUACGUGCACCCACACGAGCGCAACUCUCCCUCCAGGCACACCGGCAACAGCCCGCCUCAUCCUCUCCUGCGCAAUGCUUCCUCCCCACCUAACAAGAGCAGCCCCAACUCCCACAGUUCUGGGGACUCGCCUGUAUCAGAUGACAACGGCGGGUGUCAGAGCGGCCUCGCUCAUGUCCUAGAACUUUUUGAUUUCCCUUCCAGCUUCCGCACCGCGGAUCUGGUGGCCGUGUAUCAAGGCUACCAGGCCGCAGCGCCUGUGGACAUUAAGUGGGUGAACGACACUGCUGCUCUCGCUGUCUUCUCUUCACUCGCCAUCGCCGAAAAAGCGCUGUGCUUGCAGCAUCCCCACAUCAAGUCGCGUCGCCUGGCAGAUGCGUCGGCAGCAGCUAAGGCGAAGGCCGUGACCAUCGACGAGGAGCUGUUGCCAGCUAGGCCGCGCCCUGCGACCAGCAUGCUGCUCGCUCGCCGUCUGCUCACGGGAGCGUUGGGUGUACGCGUCAGCCUCAGUCGCGAGGAGAAGGAGAAGGAGGCCCGAGCAAUCAAAGACGCUCGAGAUCGCAAGCGGAUGAUAGCUAAGCAGAAGGAAGACGUCUGGGAAGGCAACGUGUGAAGGCUGUUCGAAUGGCUGCUUCUGACUCGCCCUUGUGAUAUUUGUGUCAAAACCUUACCGAGAAAAUAUUGUUCAAGUAUUUACAUGUGAGCUCCUGAUUAAUGACGUGCUCUCACCGUCUAAGUUGUAUUCAAGACUGAUAUUACUGAUGAUAAACGUAACAUUAGAUGUACCGACCCGUAUAUUCAUACUUAGAUAUACGUACCGAGAGGCAUUCUUAAGCUCAUAUUUUUCAGUGUGAUUUUCUUGUAGGUUUAAGCUAUUUAAACUCUCCUGGUUCCUGGCUGAUCCUCUGAUGACUGAAAAUUUCAUCUGUAUAUUUUCGAACCAUAAACCUCCGCUGUCGUAAGGAAGUAUUUUCUACGUGUAAGAUUUUUCUGUGUAAAAUUGUACAAUAGACGAUGUCGAUGUUUUAGGCCAGAUUUCAAAUAGCGACCUGUUCUAGCUGGAACCCUAUUGUAAUCUUUGUGUCAGAUCAAAUGAUAUUUUAUUAUUCAUGGUGUUAUUAUGCUUAGCACCUAUCAUCAUCUACCUUUAUUACAUACCUGCUUGGAUAUCAUAUCGAAUGACAUUACUUCUCUCAUAAUAUGCCUGUUACAAUUUCACUUAUGAGUGAUGUGCACUUAAAAUAGAGCUUACAUUUUUGGUGUUUGUACAUUGCUGAUACGUGGUCGUUCAAUUGAAUGCCCUCAAUUCAGGAAUUUCGUGCAUGGCAACUAAUUUUCUCGCUUUUAAUUUGGAUUAUAAUUUACUAUUUAAUUUUUACUCUUUUUUCGCUAAGCGAAGUUCUUAUGAUUAUUUCUCUUACCUACGUUUGACCGUCAAUCGUUUGUUGAUGACUUGAGUUGCAUGCAAAUUAUCGUCACUAUUGCGUAUAGCAACACAAAUUCUAAACUCUUAACUUAAUAUCGAAGUAGCGUUUCUCUCUCUUACGAUCAGUGAAUGUUGAAUGCUACUUCAAAUCCAUCGACAGAUUUAAAGCGGCAUGAAGUCCCUCUUUUCAAUUCCUCCAACAAUUUUAAGCAAUAUUGUAGGCUAUCGUUGUCCGGAAGAAUUGGUUAAUAAUUGGUCCGCAAUAGUUCAAUAAGAAUUUCAAAAAGUGAUUAUGUCAGGUGUUACUCUAGUGUAUUUAUGUUCGUGUUUGCAUCAAUGUGCUGGUGGCUGUUGGUGUGUUGUAAAUCAGUUUAUGUAAAUUCUUAAUUAAAUAAGUCGUUUGUGUUGAGCACAGUUGCAAUAACCACAUGACAAUACAUACUUGACCGCA